This is a messenger RNA of Aspergillus eucalypticola CBS 122712, 4533 nucleotides long. Its product is annotated as putative RNA-binding protein. Gene Ontology annotation, biological process: post-transcriptional regulation of gene expression. The record is from RefSeq and is a predicted model, not a curated record. The coding region runs from base 1 to 4533 and encodes 1510 amino acids. NCBI's taxonomy places the organism in Eukaryota, Fungi, Ascomycota, Eurotiomycetes, Eurotiales, Aspergillaceae. Gene Ontology annotation, cellular component: cytoplasm. The transcript is spliced from 7 exons. Gene Ontology annotation, molecular function: mRNA binding.
AUGGCAUUCAAGAACGGACUUAGUGAACGCCUCGAUGAGCUGCGAUUCCCUUCCCCAAGGUCGCCUCCCUCGGAGUCCGCUUUCCCCGGCUAUAACUCGCUCUCCCCGGGCCACUCCAAUUUCGUCUCGGCUUUCUCGCGACCCUCGGGCGAUGUCCGUGGGAAUCUUCAGCGCCGAUUUACAACCGAUUCCAGCAAGCUUGCUUCCUGGAGUCAUUUGAACCAUCUCGGGAGCAGCUCUCAGCUCCCGGCUCCAGAUCAUCUGGAUCUGCUUUCAUCGUUUGAAAAGAAGCGCCAGCACAUUGAGUACAUGCGUGAACAAAGGAGGAGAUUUGAAGAGGACAUGAAGCUUUUAGACAUGCAACAUGAGAAAGAAAAGCAAGAUUUGGAGCGCAUUGCUGAAAACCUAGCCAAAGUUGGCAUGUCUGGCCCUGUCAGCGAACCUACAACACCCCCAGAGUACCGUGAGAACAACUAUCCUGCUUUCACCCGCCCUACUCGGUUCUCAACUUCAAGUGUUACUUCCUCUCCCGGUUUCUUCAAUGUCUUUGCACCUGCUCAGGUCACUACUCCGCCGAGCCAGGUGAAUCACAACUCUGCUCAAACACCAACCAAUCGUUUCUCCGUUCACUCUGUUCCUGGUUCUCGAAGGAACUCAGAGAAGGAGGACUUCACUCAAGAACCUACUUCACCUUUCCGUCCAGGCCCAUCUAUUCAUCGCUACUCGAUGCCUUCUACAGGCUUAGGAUCGCAGAUCCGUCCAACCCUAUCGGGCUUCAACAGUUCGUCCGGUUUGGAGUCAUUCAAUGCUUCCAAAUAUCUGUUUCAUAACGAAGACGACCGGGCGACUUUGAAGGACGAGGACAGGAUUCCGACACCUGACUUCAAGAGUAUCCUUAAAUUGACUGACACUGACGACAAGUUCCCGACCCUGUCUCGCAGAGACGACUCAGGCCUGCUGUCUGCGAAUUCGGACGCCCUGGACCUCGCCAAUUCACGUACUCCCAACCCCGAGACUUGGAACACUCACAGUCGGCACCGCACUACUCACCAGAGCAUGCCACAAAACGCUCUGAACAUGUUCCGUCAGCUUGGUAACCAAAAUGAUGAGAAUCAUGCUCAUUCUUCGAACUCUGCUCGUCAUGCUGCCAGACAUUCGCUGGAGGCGAACCUGCUCUACAGCGCCGAGGACAAUUCUGAAAACCUGACAGCUACUGCUUCCAGCAGACCUGCAUCCUUGCAGUCUUCAUACUCGACCAACGAUCUGCCCACAGUCAAAGGCGAGCCUUUCAAUGCCGCCGUCACUCCUCCUAAGACGCAUGCCGAACAGAUUCAACACAAUGCCAACCUUGGUCGGAUUCCUGCUGUUAACCAUGUGAACUCCCGCCAGCAAAGGGAAUCGCCUGAACGCGAUGAAGCGAGAUUGCAGGGGACCCGGGCCCAGCAGACUACUCUGCAAGCUAGUGCCACACCUUUCGGUCCACCAAUCACCACCGGACCUGCCAAUAGCAGCAGUACUGUCGCACCAACUACUUUGACCCCAUUCCAGGCGCCGUUCUAUGGGUAUGGUAUUCAAGCCUACAUGGGCGCUCCAGUGCAGGUUAGCGGUCAGAUCCAGAACUACAAUGCCGCAGCUCCCUUUGCUGGGUAUGCUCCCUAUGGCACUUAUCGCAUGCCUGAAGGUUCGGCCAAAAGCGUUACCUCCCGACGCAGCGGCGAUAACGAUAGCGCUCAGCUCUCUCGCUUCACCAACUUCCCGCUUGAGCAUUAUAAAGGCGAGUUGUAUGGCCUUUGCAAGGACCAACACGGUUGCAGAUACCUGCAGAGAAAAUUGGAAGAGCGUAAUCCGGAGCAUGUACAAAUGAUCUUUGAGGAAACACGCCUCCAUGUGGUUGAACUCAUGACAGAUCCGUUUGGCAAUUACCUGUGCCAGAAAUUGCUUGAAUAUUCCAAUGAUGAACAGCGUACUGACUUGAUCAACAACGCUGCUCAUCAGCUCGUUAAGAUUGCUCUUAAUCAGCACGGUACCAGGGCGCUCCAAAAGAUGAUCGAGUUUAUCUCUACCGCUGAACAAACCCAAACGGUCAUCCAUUCGCUAGAGGACCAUGUUGUCGAACUGGUUCAGGAUCUCAACGGGAACCAUGUGAUCCAAAAGUGUCUCAACCGUCUCUCUGCUGAGGACGCUCAAUUCAUCUACGAUGCCGUUGGUGCCAACUGCGUGGUUGUCGGCACUCAUCGCCAUGGAUGUUGCGUUCUGCAACGAUGCAUUGACCAUGCGUCUGGUGAUCAAAAAGCGCGCCUCAUUGCUCAAAUCACUGCAAAUGCAUUUGCCCUUGUACAAGAUCCUUUCGGAAACUACGUUGUGCAAUAUAUUUUGGACCUUGCUGAGCCUCAUUUCACCGAGCCCUUGUGCCAGAAUUUCCGAGGCAACAUACCCGCUCUGUCCAAGCAGAAGUUCAGCUCGAAUGUCAUCGAGAAGUGCCUUCGUACUGCGGACUUCCAGAUUCGGCGUCAGAUGAUCGAUGAAAUGCUGGCAGGAGCCGAACUUGAGAAGAUGCUCCGUGACUCAUUUGCGAACUAUGUGGUGCAAACCGCCAUGGACUUUGCCGAUGCUGAGACUAGAGCGCGGAUUGUUGAUUGCAUCCGUCCCAUAUUGCCUUCUAUCCGUCAAACCCCCCAUGGCCGUCGUAUUGCUGGUAAGAUCAUGGCAUCCGAAAGCUCAGGAAGGGGAAGUGCCGCAACCAGCGGGCAAGUGACGCCUAACGAAAUGAACUCCGCCCAGCUUCCGGGUCCCCUUCAAGGACCACAGAAGUCAUUCAUGUAUCAACACAACCCUUUCCCAGUCGGUUCCCAGUUUGGAAAUCAGAACUUUGGUCCCACCGCUGGCUCCACGACAGGUUCCAACGCUCCGUCUGGCGGACCUAGCGAGGCUAUUUUUGCUUCAGCUGUCCCGCAAGCCAACGGCAAUCUUGGUGCUCAAAGUCAGUUGUAUGCCCCAUCUACAUUAGUCGUGCAUGGAAUAUCCGCCACUUGCAAAACGACCAUCGUCCGCAACGUCCUCGCUGCCCUCGAAGUACCACAUGCUAUUGUCCGGAGUCCCGAAUGCAUCACUGGCCGUCACCUCCUAACGAAGAUCCUUUGGGCAACCCUUGAAGCGCUAGGGAAACGCGACGAAUGGGAGAAAUACGGCAAGGGAAGAUGCGAGCAUGUUAGCUCUCUGGCUGUGCUGCUGGGCGAAUGUCUUGCUUCGUUGUCGGACAGCAACAGCAACAGCAGCAACGACAAGGGCAAGUUCGUGCUGGUUUUGGAUGGGAUAGAUAAGCAGCGUGAAGCUCCGCAUACGCUGUUGUCUGCGCUGGCGAGGUUGGGAGAAGUGAUUCCGUCCCUGUGUGUCGUCCUUAUCCUCAGCUCUAGUCCGCGGCCGCUGUUUCUUCAGGCUGCGGGUGUUCCGCAUAUUAGCUUUCCGCCGUAUACGCGCAAAGAGGCGAUUACCAUUAUCUUGAAUGCUGGGCCGCCGGUCGUGAGUGGCCUGGACGAUGGGGCUGGUUCGAGAUUAUAUCCGCAUUUUGUGUCCGCUAUCUAUGAUUCCCUGGUUGGGCCUACGGCGAGUUCGAUUCCUACGUUCAAAUCGAUAUGUGAGAAGAUUUGGCCUCAGUUCGUUGCUCCUAUUACCAACGGCGAUAUCCCGCCCGGAGGAAGCAACGAAUGGGACUUCUCGCGACUUCUGGUCAAAAACCGUGCUUUAUUCCGCCAUCAAGGCGAAGGCGCUCUUGUACAUCACAUUGUCACCGAAGAAUCCGCUCCCGCAAAUGGCUCAUUGUCGAAGCCGUCAAUGUCGGUCGUCUCCGCCCCUUCACCCCUUCCUUCCCUACCUUACUUCCCGACCUUGAUCUUGACCUCCGCAUACCUUGCCUCGCAUACACCCCAACGACUUGACACCAUCUUCUUCUCGAAAUUCUCUUCCUCUUCCUUGUCUGCGCGGAAUAAACGCGCGCAUCACAGACGACGGUUGAAGGUGCUUUCCCGGGCGCAGGCAGAGGAUAGGCAGGAGGCGAGCCGAGGCCCGUCAACCCCUAGCAAGAAAGGCAAAAGAGAAAAGACUCGAAUCACAAAAUCGACUCUGGAGUCUGCCUUUGCUACUUCCUCUGCCACUACUUCAGCUGUGGGCGGCAACGCCGGUAUCACCGGUCCGUCCACGAUCCUAACAGCCCGUCCUUUCCCGCUGGAGCGAUUGAUCGCUAUCUACCACGCCAUUGACCCCAAUCCCCCUGCAAACCCCAUCCGAUUAGCGGCCGUUUCCGAUGCGAUAUAUGCGGAGCUUGCUACAUUACGUCGGUUACGGCUCGUGGUGCCAGCGGCAGGUCGCGAUAGCGGCGGUCGCAUGGGGCUCGGGUCAGGAGGGUUAAGUAGCGGUAACACGACCUCGGAUGCUGGCGAGAAAUGGUGCGUCAAUGUCUCGGGCGAUUGGAUCGGAGAGUUGGCCAAGACAGUAGGCGUCGAGGUUGGCGAAUGGUUGGCCGGAGGGUUGGAUUAA